This is a messenger RNA of Linum tenue, 471 nucleotides long. Lineage: Eukaryota; Viridiplantae; Streptophyta; Magnoliopsida; Malpighiales; Linaceae. The record is from the annotation of a GenBank genome assembly.
UUCGAAGAAACACAUAUACUUAACCUCAUACCAAAUUUCUAGAACGAUCCAACGACGGAUUCGCACAGGAUCUUACCUCUAAUCUACUGUCCUGCUACAGAAAAACAGUAUCGCACCCCUUCUGUCCAGCGACUUUCCUCGAUGAACCAGAGAUCAUAUCGAUGAUCCCAACGGUCAAAUCGUAUCCAAAGAAGUAUGAAACCCAACCUACAAAUCUCAGGAUGAUCCAACGGCUUGAUUGUCCGAAAUCGUCCUUCUCACAGGCUGUCCUGCUGCUGGACGGAAAUUGGCAGCACCCUCUUUGCUUCCUUCUUCUUCUUCCUCUUCCUCUCCUUGAUACGCUUUUCUUUCUAGCUUUCACUCUUUGUUUCUGAAAGGGGGUGGUGGUUUUUGAGGUGGUGAAACCAGGUGGAAGAAAAAGAGCAAGAGAGGGACGUGGGAGAGAGUGAGGGGAAGGGAUGAGAAGGAAAA